AUGGCGAGAUCCGAGCAGGAGCUCAACUCCAAAAACGCUGCUGCAGUCACCAUGCUAAAGCGGGCGGUGGAACUAGAAUUGGAGUCCCAGUAUCAACCAGCUCUGGUGUGUUACCAAGAGGGGAUUGAUCUGCUAAUACAAGUUUUGAAAGGUAUCAAAGACGACACAAAGAAACGGAAUCUCAAAAAAAAUAUUUCGGACUACCUGAAUAGAGCAGAAAAUAUAAAGAAAUACUUGGACCAAGUAAAAGAAGAUGGAAAGCAUCACAAACAAAUUAAAAUAGAAGAGAAUGCAACAGGUUUCAGUUAUGAGUCACUCUUUCAAGAAUACCUUAAUGAGACCGUUACUGAAGUUUGGAUAGAAGAUGCUUACAUAAGACAAACUCAUCAGCUCUAUAACUUUCUUCGAUUUUGCGAGCUGAUUAUUAAAAGAUCAUGCAACAUAAAAACUAUUCAUCUUCUCACCUCUCUGGACAAUGGAAAUGUGAAAAUUGAGCAAAUUAAUGCCCUAGAACAAAUAAAAGGGUCACUGAGGAAUCAUGGCGUGCUAUUGGAAUUAGAAUACUCUUCUUCAAUUCAUGACCGGGAAAUCAGGUUAAACAAUGGAUGGAUUAUUAAGAUUGGAAGGGGACUUGAUUAUUUUAAGCACCCAAAGGGUAAAUUUUCCCUUGGAUAUUGUGAUUUUGAUUUAAGACCAUGUCAUGAAACAACAGUGGACAUUUUUCAUACCAAUCACACUAAAAAAAUAUGA
Messenger RNA from Chrysochloris asiatica (Cape golden mole), 750 nucleotides. It is a transcript of the gene MITD1, whose product is annotated as MIT, microtubule interacting and transport, domain containing 1. Lineage: Eukaryota; Metazoa; Chordata; Mammalia; Afrosoricida; Chrysochloridae. Gene Ontology annotation, biological process: midbody abscission. Bases 1 to 750 code for a protein of 249 amino acids. Gene Ontology annotation, cellular component: midbody. The record is from RefSeq and is a predicted model, not a curated record. The transcript has 7 exons.